UCCCUGGUAUGAAAGUUAUUCGUGUCUCUUUUUAUUUUUUUUCCCAAGGUGGUCAGCACAGAAAUGUGCAGCCUUUCAGUGAUGAGGAUGCAUCAAUUGAGACUAUGAGCCACUGUAGUGGUUUUAGCGACCCUGCUAGCUUCACUGAGGAUGUAGGUCCUGAAGCUGAAGAAGAUGCAACUCAAGAAGACUUGGAGUACAAGUUGAAGGGAUUCAUUGACCUUACAUUGGACAAGAGUGCAAAGACGAGGCAAGCAGCUCUUGAAGGUCUUAAAAAUGCACUGACUUCCAAAACACUCUUUGAUUUUAUUUUGGAACGGAGAAUGACUUUGACAGAUAGCAUUGAACGCUGCAUAAAGAAAGGUAAGAGUGAUGAACAGUGUGCAGCUGCAGGGUUGGCAUGUCUUCUUUGUGUGCAGCUGGGGUCAGGAAUCGAAAGUGAGGAGAUCUUUAAGACCCUUGCACCAGUUCUGAAGAAGAUAAUCUCUGAUGGGACAGCUAAUAUCCAGACUAGACGAGCAUGUAUCACCUGCUUGGGCAUUUGCUGUUUCAUUGUCACUGAAGAUAUUACUGAACUGUACUUCACUAUGGAAUGCCUGGAGAACAUAUUCACAAAAUCUUAUCAGAAGGAAAGAGACACCAAUGGCAUCUCCAGUACUCACAGCACAAUGCUACACAUCAAUGCUCUUCUCACAUGGACACUGCUGUUGACAAUCUGCCCAGUGAGCGAAGUGAAGAAAAAACUUGAAAUGCAUUUACACAAACUUCCAAGCCUGUUAUCCUGUGAUGAUGUCAACAUGAGAAUAGCUGCUGGGGAAACAUUGGCUCUUCUAUUUGAACUAGCACGAGAAAUGGAUGCUGAUUUCUUUUAUGAAGACAUGGAACUUCUGUCACAAAAACUAAGGUCUCUGGCUACAGAUGGAAACAAGCACCGUGCUAAAGUAGAUAAAAGAAAGCAGCGCUCUGUCUUCAGAGAUGUCCUCAGAGCUAUAGAGGAGCGUGACUUUACCACAGAGACAGUUAAAUUUGGACCUGAGCGUAUGUAUAUUGACUGCUGGGUUAAAAAACUAACAUACUACACCUUCAAGGAGAUCCUAGGAUCAGGGAUGCAGUAUCACUUGCAGUCAAAUGAAUUUCUUCGAAAUGUGUUCGAACUUGGGCCGCCAGUAAUGCUUGAUGCAGCAACCCUUAAAACGAUGAAGAUACCCCGGUUUGAAAGGCACUUGUACAACUCUGCAGCAUUCAAGGCUCGAACAAAGGCUAGAAGCAAAUGUCGUGACAAAAGAGCAGAUGUGGUUGAAUUUUUCUAGAAGCCUUUUCUUUAGGUUACAAGUUUGAAGUCUUUUAUAAUUUAAUUUCUCAAAUGUAGCUGACUUCCAAAUGAGGUUAUUUUGUUGGGUUUUUUUAACUUUGUAUAGCCACAUAGUUUACUCUUCCUUGCACAGGGAUUAUGUCUAGUGUAUAGUAUCUGUAAAUAUAAUGCAUGUUAAUUGUGUACUUGGGUAUCUGUUGUGCGUGUAUAUAGGAUUCAUCUGAAAUGGGUGAAAAUAAUUUUGUAAUACUUGGCUCAAUCACUUAUGAAAUUAGUAUAUAUGAUAACAGCCCAAUUUUCCAUGGUGUUGAAAGUUUAAAUGGAUUAGACUGCCCAAACAGUGUGAUUUCAGCUCCUUUGUUUGAUUGCUAAAGCAAAUGAGCAAAUUCCCAAUAGGAGUAAUGUACGAAGAUGGAUAUGCUUCUGGAAGAGCUGCUGCUUCAUAAAAUACUUGAUGGAUUUUAAUCCUUUUUAAACUGGCAGAUGGACACUGAAAUUGUCCAGCAGGGUCACACUUUGCCCUGUACAGGGGUCAUAAAGUCCAGCUUAUCAGCAGUUUAAUGAAGUAGUAGCAAAAACAUACUUGCCUAAAUUUGAUGCACAGAUUUCUACAUACUCUGUAUAAGACUCUGCUUAACCUUUGGAAUAAAGAUCUUUCUCACUCAAAA
Molecule: messenger RNA, 1980 nt
Organism: Alligator sinensis (Chinese alligator)
Lineage: Eukaryota; Metazoa; Chordata; Crocodylia; Alligatoridae
Gene: IFRD1
Product: interferon related developmental regulator 1
Exons: 11
Coding region: 9-1310 (433 amino acids)
Cellular component (GO): nucleus
Source: RefSeq, a predicted model, not a curated record